Messenger RNA from Moesziomyces antarcticus, 2214 nucleotides. Its product is annotated as rabGAP TBC. Lineage: Eukaryota; Fungi; Basidiomycota; Ustilaginomycetes; Ustilaginales; Ustilaginaceae. Gene Ontology annotation, biological process: activation of GTPase activity. Gene Ontology annotation, molecular function: GTPase activator activity. The record is from RefSeq and is a predicted model, not a curated record. Bases 1 to 2214 code for a protein of 737 amino acids. The transcript is spliced from 2 exons. Gene Ontology annotation, cellular component: Golgi apparatus.
AUGCUCGCCCCCCUCGUCCGUUCAUCAUCGAGAUCAGCCCACAUCGGCAGCACCACCACCGCUGCCAGUCGAACGCACAUCGUCUCGCCGUGUCCGCGCCAUCCCAACACGGAGAUUGACACGGACUCGGUCGUGCAUUCGCCCAGUAGUGCUGCUGGCAUCCCAUCCAACCCCACUUCCCCAAUGCACAGCUCCGCGCGGUCCGCCGCCGCCGCCACAAGGAGGUCCAACGGCGACUUUGACGACCAGGCCUGGGGCAUCGAAUCCGACGACGAAGACUUUGUCACCCAGAUCGCACCGCGCACAAACGUCCCUCGCAGCCUCAAAUCUUCCUCGCGCUCCUCCUCUUACUCGUCCGCCAACCAGCCGCCUCCGCCCUCCACUCACAACCACCACAGAGCUUCGCAACCACCACAUGUGUCCAGCGAAUCGCACAGAGCUGGAGCGGCGGCUUCGAGCUCAACAGCACCGAUCGCAUUGACCAAUCGUCGCACCAGCUGGACCGUCGUCGAUCGACAAAAGUCCAGUCACUCUACCACCAACGACCCCAUCGUAGGCAGUCCUCCCACAGAUCUCUCCGACGCCGUCGCCGCCGGUCUCGACCUCGACCGCGCCAACGACAACAGCGGAGAGAGCGCCAGCGGCAGCGGUCGCGGCAGCCCCAGCGGCUUCCACCUCGUCGGUCACGACGAUCCCAGAGCCAGUGGAAGCGAAGCAGAGGAUGUCGACCUCAACACUGGCAAGACCGUCAGACGCCCUUCCGGUGCAGCGCGCAAACCCAGCUCCGGCUCCACCGAGGCCGAGACCCUGCGUCGCUCGCUGCGCAGUGACAUGGACAAGCUCGUCCGAGACCCCGCACACGCCCUCACCCGCCUCUCGGCCCAAUGGGCAUCGUCGCAUCAACAAUCAAGCUCAAGCUCUGAUCAGCCGUCCGAUGCCGCACAGACUCUCACAACCACCAGUAGACUCGGCGUCGCUCCUACUCCCACUGCUCACGAGUUCUCCUUCGACCCGAUCGCCGCUGCCGGCGAUGGCCUCAUCAUGACCGGGCCCAGCUUUGUCGAUGCGGGCGCUGCUAACCGAGGGCUCUCCAACUCUUCCUCGCACGCAUCAAAUAUUACGAACGCAGACUUGAGCGUCGACUCCGACUCGACGGCAGCCGCCAACACCGCCAGCACCAGCAGCGCAGCCAAGCACGACACCGACCGCUCCUCGAGCCUCUCCCGCAAGCGCAGCGUCCGAAGCUCGCGGCGCAGACAGCAGCUUCUCAACUGCCUCUCCAAGCAGAGCGUAGACAUGUCGCAGCUCCGCACCCUCGCCUGGGCCGGUGUGCCGGAAGAGCUGCGUCCCAUGGUGUGGCAGCUGCUGCUCGGCUACCUUCCCGCCGUCGCCUCGGUGCGCACCUCCACCUUGUCGCGCAAACGAGCCGAGUACGUUGCAGGCGUGGAACUCGCAUUUGCCAAAGGCAUCGCUGCGCUCGAUCAGGCCAUCUGGCACCAGAUCCACAUCGACGUGCCACGCACCAAUCCGGGCAUCCGUCUCUGGCAGCGCCAAGCCACCCAGCGGGCGCUCGAACGCAUCCUCUACGUAUGGGCCAUCCGCCAUCCCGCAAGCGGAUACGUACAGGGCAUCAACGAUCUUGCCACGCCCUUCUUCGAGGUCUUCCUCAGCGCCUACAUCGACUCGGAUCCAGAGAUGUUCGACGUAGCACUGCUGCCACAAAAGGUGCUCGAGGCUAUCGAGGCCGACACCUUCUGGUGCCUCUCCAAGCUGCUCGAUGGCAUCCAAGACAACUACAUUUUUGCGCAGCCUGGCAUUCAGCGUCAAGUACGCCGCUUGGGCGAGCUGGUCGCACGCAUCGAUGCGCCUCUGCAUGCCCACCUGCAGGACCAAGGCGUCGAGUACAUGCAGUUCGCCUUCCGAUGGAUGAACUGCUUGCUCAUGCGCGAGAUGAGCGUGCGCAACAUCAUCCGCAUGUGGGACACCUACCUUGCCGAAGGACCCGACGCCUUCUCCGACUUUCACCUGUACGUCUGCUCCGUCUUCCUGCACAAGUGGACGGACAAGCUGCGCACCAUGGACUUUCAGGGCAUCAUCAUGUUCCUCCAGUCGCUCCCCACCCAGAGCUGGUCCGACAAGGACGCAGAGAUGCUGCUCAGCGAGGCGUUCAUGUACAAGACCCUCUUUGGCAACACCGCCCACCUCAACAAGUAG